AUUGCAUAAAAGCUAUCAUGCCAAGAACCUACAAAAGAAGAACCAACUGGGGCUCAACACCCUUAGAAGAGAUGGAGAGAGCAGCCAUUGAUGUUGAGGGCGGAAAAUCCAUCAGAUCAGUGGCUAAGGACAGAAACAUUGACAGGUCAACACUGCAGAGGUACAUAAAAAAGAAGGAGGUAAAGAAAGUCAAAACUGUAGGGUACAGUGGAUCAGCAGAAGCCAAGAAGGUUUUCACAGAAGAAGUGGAAAAGGAGCUUGCCGAUCACAUCAAAAAGUUGGCUGAGCAGUUCCAUGGCCUCACUCCAAAGAAAUGCUGUGAACUGGCAUUCCAGUUUGCACAGAAAAACAACAUCCCUGUCCCCAACAACUGGAAAGAAAAGGGUCUAGCGGGUCGAGAUUGGUUCAAGAACUUUAUGGCAUGCCACCAUCUCUCCUGUCGUAUGCCUGAAGCAACAUCUUUGGGUAGAGCUACAGCCUUCAACAAAAGUGAUGGACAGGUUUAAAUUCCCUCCAAACAUGAUUUAAAAUGUUGAUGAAACAGGUGUCACAACAGUGCAGACACCAAAGCAAGUUGUGGCGGAGAAGGGAAAGAAACAAGUGGGGGCCAUCACAUCUGCCGAAAGAGGAGAGCUUGUGACUGUGGUCUGUGCAGUCAAUGCUACUGGGAAUGCAGUGCCUCCCAUGUUCAUCUUUCCAAGGGUUAGAUACAAAGACCAUUUCAUUACAGGAGCACCUCCAGGAUCAAUUGGUUCUUCCACCAGAUCUGGCUGGAUCAAUGAAGAUACCUUUGCUGAGUUCCUUGAACAUCUGGUUCAGCAUACCAAGUGCUCCUCUGACCAUCCCAUACUGCUACUCCUUGAUAACCACGAGGCCCAUAUUUCACUGAGGGCACUGGAUUUAGCAAAGAGUAAGGGGAUUGUUAUGCUCACAAUUCCA
This is a messenger RNA of Perca fluviatilis (European perch), 939 nucleotides long. RefSeq lists its product as uncharacterized. Bases 18 to 506 code for a protein of 162 amino acids. The record is from RefSeq and is a predicted model, not a curated record. The transcript is spliced from 3 exons. Lineage: Eukaryota; Metazoa; Chordata; Actinopteri; Perciformes; Percidae.